CCUAGAGACCGGGCGCGGGUGGCGCGCGCAGGCGCGGUGGCGAGCUGCGGUGCACUGUGGGAUGGGAGACCGGCGCGCCGGGACGGCGGGCAUCUCGGGGCACCGGGCGGAGGCGCGGCGCGCGAGGAGGGGAGCGGGCUGUCGCGGGCGCCAGCGCCAUGAACGCCGCAGUGGUGCGGCGGACGCAGGAGGCGCUGGGCAAGGUGAUCCGGAGGCCGCCGCUCACCGAGAAGCUGCUGAACAAGCCGCCGUUCCGCUACCUGCACGACAUCAUCACCGAGGUGAUCAGGAUAACUGGCUUCAUGAAGGGCCUCUACACAGAUGCUGAGAUGAAGUCAGAUAACGUCAAGGAUAAAGAUGCAAAAAUUAGCUUCCUGCAGAAAGCCAUAGAUGUGGUCAUGAUGGUCUCGGGAGAACCCUUGUCAGCAAAACCAGCUAGAAUUGUGGCCGGGCAUGAGCCUGAAAGAACCAAUGAGCUACUUCAGUUGAUUGGCAAGUGCUGCCUCAACAAGCUCUCCAGCGAUGAGGCAGUGAAGAGAGUCUUAGCUGGGGAGAAGGGGGACUCGAGAGGUCGGGCCUUACGGACCUCCAAAGCGCAUGAGUCUGACAACAAGAACGCGAAGGAAGAAGACUCCAGAACUCAUAAAGAGGAUAAAAGAAACUCUGAGGUAAAGGAGAGGAGCACAAGUGUGGAGCACAAACAGAAGGAAGAAUUGAAAGAAGAAAACAGACCCCGGGAGAAGGACAAGGACAAGGACAAGGAGAAGGCAAAGGAGCCUGACAGAGACCGACACAGAGACUCUGACAAGGAUAAACUCAGAGAAGGGGAGCGAGAGAAAGCCAGGACACGCACCAAGCAGGACAGGGACAGAAGCAACAAAGACCGGGACAGAGAGGCGGAAAGGGACAAGGAGAGGGACAGGAGGGGCGAGGGUGGGAAAGAGAAAGAGAGGCUGAAGGACCGAGACCGCGACAAGGGAAAAGACCGGGAGCGGCGGAAAGCGAAGAAUGGGGAACAUUCCCGUGACCCUGACAGGGAGAAAAGCAGAGACCCAGACAAGCCGGAGAGAAAGUCAGCAAGCUCAGGGGAGAUGUCUAAAAAGUUGUCAGAUGGAACUUUCAAAGAUGCCAAAGCAGAGCUGGAGGUUGAGGUUUCUGUGGGAGCAUCCAGGUCCUUGACAUCAAAAGCAUCAAAACGGAGAUCUAAGAACUCACUGGAAGGAAGGAAAGAGGAUAAUAUUUCAGCUAAGAUUUUAGACUCCAUAGUGUCGGGACUAAAUGACGAACCAGAUCAGGAAACGACAGCUUCAGAAAUAGAUGAUAACUCAGCUAGUCUGUGGCGGGAGAACGCUGAGCCAGAGCCAGCAGUAAAACAGAAAGGCGACUCCCCCAGUGACGCAGAAGGAGAAGCUGGGCCUACUGGGCAAGAAAAGCCUGAGGUGUCAGAGAAUGCAGAAGUCCCCAGUGAACUUUCCUCCAGUCUCAGAAGAAUACCUCGGCCUGGGAGUGCGAGGCCAGCACCUCCCAGGGUCAAGCGACAAGAAAGCACUGAGGCGUUGGUGGGUGACAGGUCCGGAAGUGGUAAAACUGUCUCCAAUGUGAUCAUCGACUCACAGAAUUCGGACAAUGAGGAUGAUGAGCAGUUUGUGGUGGAAGCCGCCCCUCAGCUCUCAGAAAUGUCAGAAAUUGAGAUGGUGCCGGCAGGGGACCUGGAGGACGAGGAGAAGCAUGGUGGGCUUGUGAAAAAGAUCUUGGAGACGAAGAAGGAUUAUGAGAAAUUGCAGCAAUCUGCCAAGCCAGGCGAGAGGGAGCGCUUGCUCAUCUUUGAGUCAGCGUGGAAGAAGGAGAAGGACAUCGUUUCCAAGGAGAUAGAGAAGCUCCGCAUGUCCAUCCAGACCCUGUGUAAGAGUGCGCUUCCCCUGGGAAAGAUCAUGGACUACAUCCAGGAGGACGUGGAUGCCAUGCAGAACGAGCUGCAGCUGUGGCACAGUGAGAACAGACAGCAUGCUGAGGCCCUGAGCAAGGAGCAGAGCAUCACAGACAGUGCAGUGGAGCCCUUGAAGGCAGAGCUGUCCGAGCUGGAGCAGCAGAUCAGAGACCAGCAGGACAAGAUCUGUGCUGUGAAGGCCAACAUCCUGAAGAACGAGGAGAAGAUCCAGAAAAUGGUACACAGUAUCAACCUGACAUCACGAAGGUGAAUGGCUAGCCCCGCGGAGAUGGAGCCGUCUUCCUCAUGAUGGGAGAAGGGGCAGGAAACCGACACGUUGAGCCCUAGUCUGCUGAGAAAAAUGGCCUGCAGAUGCCUGGAACCAGCUAAAGUCAGAGCUUUCGGUUUAGGCGCUAAACUUAUUAAAAGGAUGUGUUUUCUUACCCUCUUCCAGCUGCAGUACUUGCUACUUUAGUCUUCAGCUUGCCUUUGUGGGAGGGCUUAUUCCUCUGUGUUUUUGGCAAAUACUGUUUUCUGCUGCGGCCUGUUUAACCCUGUGCCCAAAGUUUCUACCAGGUAAGUUAUGUCAUGCUACCAGGUAAACUACGGUCUUCAUUUCGCUUCUGAGUCUCCCAGAAGGACUUCUACCAGCACUGAGCAAAGGGUGGCUGUGGACUUUUUGGUGUGUGCUUUACAAAAAGAAAGAAAACAAGGCCUCAAAUGAUUAAUUUUCAUUUCUACCUGAAAGGGACAUUUCAGCCCGCUGUGUCUUUGAAAGGUGCCUGUUACCUGUGCAGGGUGGCCGCCCUACUGCUGCGCAUGCAUCUUUCUGCAGUCCCCUCAUGGUCCUGCUGUGUGCAUUUCCAUCAGUUCAUACUCUGAAAAAGAAUUCAGUCUGGCCUUCUUGGGCGCUGUCUGAUGGGAAACUGUCGCUGGUUACCAUCUUGGCUUCCAUUAGUUUCCAGGAUCCUUCUGAUGGAUAAGCAGUUCCCCAAGUCUCCUAAGACCGUGUAGCAUGAAGCACACACAGCACAGUCCUUUUCCUCUAUGUAGGUGUGUGCACCGAGAGCUGGGAGUGACGGGGACCAGAAGAAAGAGAGCACACCAAUUUAUAGUUUGUAUUUGUUUUCCUUUUUUAAAGGUCCUUUUUUAAAAGCAUAGUUUUUAUGGUUUAUAUUCAGUUUUCAUCUACGUAAAAUACUGUAAAUACUUAUUAGGGUCUUGAAUUAUUGUCUAAAGGAUCUCACUGUCUUUGGAGAUGUUCUUGCUGGCUUAAGGUCUGAGAUGGUCCUCAUGUUUCUGAGUAUUUAUUAUGUUCACUAAGGCAAACCCUGGUAAGUGUGAAGACUGCCUGAGCACAUUUUGUUUCCUAAAGGCUUGCACACAUGGCACAGCUAGUGUUUCUCAGUCAAUUAAAGGCAGCAGCCCAGUUCUCAGCUGUCACAACAGUGUGGGGACCCCUUCAGCCGGGGUCCCCCUGGCUUCUCUUGGCUGAAGCGCACCACACUCCCCUCCCACCCAGAUGCUUCUGAGGGGGAUGGGGAAAAAAGGAGGCUUGUAGUCAACUAGUCUUUUGUAUGUUUAUAAUCUCUUUUCUACUGAAGUGAAUGACUUAGCCAUAACCCUAAGUGGACCCUAUGUAGCCCAAGUUAACAUACAUAUAUACAUACAUACAUACAUAUAUAUAUAUAUCUCCUUUUAUGAAUUUGUAUAUAUGAAUAGAAUUUUUAUGUUGCAAGAAUUACAUACAUUGUGUGUGAGUAAAUUUUAUAUGCUGUAGUCUAUCAGAUUGUACCAUAAAGUUUUAUUUUUCUUUUUAUACAUAAAUCAUUAAAAAUAAUCACCUAUUUUUCCUAUAA
Messenger RNA from Phodopus roborovskii (desert hamster), 3786 nucleotides. It is a transcript of the gene Ift54, whose product is annotated as TRAF3 interacting protein 1. The record is from RefSeq and is a predicted model, not a curated record. Gene Ontology annotation, cellular component: centrosome; intraciliary transport particle B; axoneme. Gene Ontology annotation, biological process: regulation of microtubule cytoskeleton organization; cilium assembly; intraciliary transport. Gene Ontology annotation, molecular function: microtubule binding. The transcript is spliced from 17 exons. Lineage: Eukaryota; Metazoa; Chordata; Mammalia; Rodentia; Cricetidae. The coding region runs from base 159 to 2198 and encodes 679 amino acids.